Messenger RNA from Protobothrops mucrosquamatus (brown spotted pit viper), 1202 nucleotides. RefSeq names its product calcium uptake protein 1, mitochondrial. Gene Ontology annotation, molecular function: calcium ion binding. The record is from RefSeq and is a predicted model, not a curated record. Gene Ontology annotation, biological process: calcium import into the mitochondrion; mitochondrial calcium ion homeostasis. Lineage: Eukaryota; Metazoa; Chordata; Lepidosauria; Squamata; Viperidae. Gene Ontology annotation, cellular component: uniplex complex.
AUACGAUGCAACAAGUAGCCAAAACAGUGGCAAAGGUAGAGCUGUCAGACCAUGUAUGUGAUGUCGUGUUUGCCCUUUUUGACUGUGAUGGAAAUGGAGAGCUGAGCAAUAAGGAAUUUGUUGCUAUCAUGAAGCAGAGGCUUAUGAGGGGUUUGGAGAAACCCAAAGACAUGGGCUUCACACGGCUCAUCAGGGCUAUGUGGAAGUGUGCUCAAGAGACCGCCUGGGAUUUUGCCAUGCCCAAGCAAUAAUCACCAGAAGACAAGAGAGCCUGGCUGCACCACCAAACUGGCAAGAAUCUUGAAUUCUCCUGCCUUCCUCUGCAUCGUGAUAGAUGCUCCACGAUGGAAGGUCUUCUUCAGUGGAGGGACUGUUCUUCAUUACAGCACUGAAAGACAUACCUUGGGAGGCAAAGACUGUUGAGCCACACGGCUUACUUCAAAACACCUAAGCAGAAAUUUGAGUCCACUCUGACAUUUAUCUUGAUAGUUGGUUUGCUUACUGACCUGCAAACAUGUUUCUGUUUUCCAUUAAGUUUUCUUUUUUUGUCUCUGGAUGACCAAACCAAAUCCUUUGUUACGUAGGUUUGAAUAUUCCAUCUCUAAUAUCUCUAGUAGAAAAUGGCCAAGCAAGGAUGGUUCAGUGGACAGUACAUCAGUAGCAGACUGAGUAGAAGGGAUUUGUUGGAUCAAAACAAAACAAAAAUCAGUAGACUGAGCGUUUCCUCUUAUCCAGUACCCCAAAAUUGAUCUGAAGCAUUUGAAAGAUAAAGUGGGGAGGGGGAUCAUGAUAAAUGGAUCCUGACAUUCAGAAAUCCUUGCAAAAUGUCCAGAUAUAGACUCUUUUCUCAGUUGUCUGAGUUUCAAAGCAGAAGGCAGGUGGGAUGUUAAUAUGAAGAAAUUUCUGCAACAGGGCUCAUUCAGCAAAAAUCUGCCUUUGCAUUUUAUUAUGGAUAAAACUGAAAAAUAUUGAAGAAGAGAAUGUUUCUUGGUUAAUGUUUCUUUGUUGUUUUUUAAAUACAGGGUUAAAUAUAAUGUUCUUCUCAUUUCUCAUUCCCUAAGAGUUACCUUGGACUUUGACCCUUAUCAAUGUAUGCAUUUCUGUCUGUAAUUUUUCCUACUUAUGAUCUUACACGAUUAGCCCUUAAAACUGCUUUUUACAGAGAUUUGAGUGCUUGUAAAAUAUUAUUCCAAUUACAAUAG